Suricata suricatta (meerkat) is the source of this 1197-nucleotide messenger RNA. It is a transcript of the gene LYZ, whose product is annotated as lysozyme. NCBI's taxonomy places the organism in Eukaryota, Metazoa, Chordata, Mammalia, Carnivora, Herpestidae. The record is from RefSeq and is a predicted model, not a curated record. Gene Ontology annotation, biological process: defense response to Gram-positive bacterium; defense response to Gram-negative bacterium. The transcript has 4 exons. Bases 54 to 500 code for a protein of 148 amino acids. Gene Ontology annotation, molecular function: lysozyme activity.
AUACGGAGGCCAGCUUGCCUUGGUCAGCCCAGGGAUCUGGCUUCCCAGUCAACAUGAAGACUCUCCUUAUUCUGGAGCUUCUCCUCCUUUCCAUCACUGUCCAGGGCAAGGUCUUUGAAAGAUGUGAGCUGGCCAGAACUCUGAAAAGAUUUGGGAUGGAUGGCUAUAAAGGUGUCAGCCUGGCAAACUGGAUGUGUGUGGCCAAAUGGGAAAGUGAUUAUAAUACAAGGGCUACGAACUACAAUCCUGAUAGCCAAAGCACUGAUUAUGGGAUAUUCCAGAUCAAUAGCCUUUACUGGUGUGAUGAUGGCAAAACCCCCCACGCAGAAAAUGCCUGUCACAUAUCCUGCAGCGUGUUGUUGCAAGAUGACAUCACUCAAGCUGUAAAAUGUGCAAAGAGGGUUGUCAGUGAUCCAAAAGGAAUUGAAGCAUGGGUGGCGUGGAACACACACUGUAGAAACAAAGAUGUCUCUCAGUAUACUCGGAACUGUGGAGUGUGACUGUACGGUUUUCCUUCUUCAGCUCAGUCUAUGUCUUUUUCGUAUUAAGGGAGUAGUGAUUGAGUGAAAGUUCACACUACCAUUCUUUCAAACAAUAACGGUUUUAUAGAUGCAGGAGCAAAAUAUUGUCUUUCUUCUAAAAGCCUUCAUGUUUACGAAUGUGUUUAUUAUUUGAGAGUCAUCCUGUAACAUUUUUCAGCUUGCAAAAGAAAGCUUACCUAAAAUCUUGCCUAUGAAAUACAUCUCCAGUAUAUUCAAUUCUUAGUCAGAGAAAUAACCCAGACUUCAUCUUCAGCACUCCCCAGUAGUUUAUAAAAAUGUAACAGAAGACACUGUUGGAAAUAUAAAGUAAAAAUGCUAAAUGGCUAAUAAUGAAAACAGCCUGAAUGAAGGAUUUUGCUUUUCUAAAGUGUGACCUUGGCUUUAAAUGUUUUCUCAGAAAUGUUGCUUUCACACUUCUUUAAAAAUAAAUUGACAGUUUCUGUAUCAAUCUAUUUUAGCCCUUUGAAGAAUUCUUCUUCUAUGCAUUUUUCUGAUUAUGAAGGAAUAUGAAGGAUUAGAUGAGCUGUUGCUAUUCUUUAAUUUUAUUAACUUAGAUUCAUGCAGAAUGAAUAAAUCUUGAAAUAAUUGUUGCUUAACUACAAAUGUGAAAUUAUGCAUGCUGUAAAAAAAAUACAAACAUUAUCAUUGCAACUCA